Megalobrama amblycephala (Wuchang bream) is the source of this 7155-nucleotide messenger RNA. RefSeq names its product PR domain containing 11 (gene prdm11). The record is from RefSeq and is a predicted model, not a curated record. The transcript has 8 exons. Bases 533 to 3880 code for a protein of 1115 amino acids. Lineage: Eukaryota; Metazoa; Chordata; Actinopteri; Cypriniformes; Xenocyprididae. Gene Ontology annotation, molecular function: protein binding.
AAUGAACUGCAGAGAUGAUGUGAACGUGAGAUGAAUAAUUAAAAUGAUAAGGGAAUCAUUAUUUAUUAAAAAAAAAAAAGUGAAAACUUGGCGCGCAACCGCUGCGUAAUCUUUCGUUAGGCGCGUUUCGAAAACGAACGAACAUGAAACGCGCGCACCGCUGUCUCCCAACUUAACAUACACAAUCUAACUUUCCCUUUCCUGAAAUUUUGUGCCCGGUCUGCACAAACGCCGCUUUCUUCCGUUUUCCAUGUCAUUUCCUGUAAUAAAAAGAUGGUGGUCAUAGCAGAGAGAAGCAGCUGACUGUGUUACAAACAUUUGGAGAUGAUAAACUUUGCAUCGCCCGGGACUAGUGAAAUCCCCCCGUGCUGUUGCGUCACCGCCGCGUAUCUCGGAGCGGCCAAAGACGAGACGCGCCACGGCUAAAGAAGACCACCAAAGACCCCGCGACGCACUGCGUAUAUUCCAUAGACGAACAGAAGAAUAUGUCGAAGUGAAACGGGGCACACAGGAGUCUCUCCUUCCUGCCCAGAUGGCAGAUUCCUGUGCUGUUCCAGACCAUUCUCCCAUGGAGACUGAGGCCGAAUGCAGCACCAGUGCCUCAAAUAAGAAGUCAACUGAAGAGCCAAACAAAAAACUAAAAGUUGACCAUGAGCACUGUACCAGUUUUUGGUUCUGUGAAGAGUGCAAGAAGUAUUUCUUGGAGGAGUGCCCUACCCAUGGGCCACCUGUCUUUGUGCCAGACACUCCUGUGGCAUCAGGGGUGCCCAAUCGGGCAGCUCUCACUGUACCCUCAGGCAUUGAUGUCCGCAGAGAUGGUGAUAAGGUGGAUGUCUGCUGCAAGGAUGAAAAUAUACCAAAGGGGGCACUGUUUGGUCCUUAUCAAGGCCAAAUAAUGACCUCAGAUAAACCUUCAGGGCCAUACUCUUGGAUGAUUGUUGAUAAGGACAACAAAUAUAAAUUCAUUGAUGGGAGUGAUGAAACUACAGCUAACUGGAUGAGGUUUAUUAAGAUUUCUUCGGAUGAGAGUGAAAAGAACCUGAGUGCAUUUCAACAUGGCGAUCAAAUCUACUUCAGAGUGUGUCAGAGACUGAAGGUGGGCGAGAAACUACGUGUGUGGUACAGCAGCGAGUACAUGAGGCGACUGCAGAGUGUGUCUCGGGACAGCAUUGAUCGCAAUCUAGACACAGGAGUGAAAUUAGAAGAGCAUGAUGAGCCCAAAGGUCCAGUGUUAAGAUCUGCAAUGCACGGUAGAAGGACCCUAAGUAAGCAUGGAAGUGAUGAGGCAGAAAACCAGCCCCAGGCCAAGAAAAAGAAGAUUGACCUCAUUUUCAAAGAUGUUCUGGAAGCAUCUCUGGAGGCUAAUCAAAGUCAGAACAACCCCCUGAACAGCACCUUGUCUUUUCCAAGAGCAAGAACAAAUGUCUGCCACGUUUUCAGCCAGCCUGACGGUGAGUGUAAAGUGUCAGUCUUUGCCUCUGGAUUGGCUUCCAUGGAGCACCACGAGAGUGGCUUUGAUGCCAAAUGUAUUAAAAUGGAAGACACGGAAGAAGAUGCCACCCUGACCGGUGAAGGACCAUCGACAUCUUUCUGCCCAAACUGUGUGAGGCUAAAACGACGAAUACGUGAGCUGGAGGCUGAACUGCUCCGUCUCAGAGGACAGGGGCAUGCUGAAAUUAAACCUGUAGCACCAUCUGAGCCCCUUCCUAGUGAGGAUCUCAGAGAUGCCAUGACACCCAUCCCAGCUGUGCUUGAAGAGGAUGACCAGGAUGUUGAUUCUGCUGAUGAAUCCAUUUCUGCUGACCUCAUGGUGGCUGCGGAUGAGUCUUCAAAACUCUCUGUGGGCUCAGGUCGUCGGAUUCGCCGCUUCAAACAGGAGUGGCUGAAGAAGUUCUGGUUUCUCCGUUAUUCACCCACACUGAAUGAGAUGUGGUGCCACGUGUGCCGACAAUACACCGUCCAGUCCUCCCGUACUUCUGCUUUUAUCAUCGGCUCCAAGCAAUUCAAGAUCCACACCAUUAAACUGCACAGCCAGAGUAAUCUGCACAAGAAGUGUUUGCAGCUUUACAAACUUCGCAUGCACCCAGAGAAGACUGAAGAGAUGUGUCGUAAUAUGAUGACACUCUUCAACGCUGCCUACCAUCUGGCUUUGGAAGGGCGGCCAUUUUCCGAUCUGCGACCCUUGGCAGAGCUCCUCAAGAAGUGCGACCUCAAAGUGGUGGAUCAGUACAUGAACGAAAAUGACUGUCAGAUUCUAAUCCAACACAUCGCUCGAACAUUCAAAGAGGAUCUGGCUGAGAAGAUUCGCCUUUCGCCCUUUCUAAGCAUCAUCAUGGAUGGACAGAAUGACGAUCUCCUGGCUGACACUGUUGCGGUUUACGUCCAGUUCACCACCACUGAUGGGCUUCCUGUCACCGAGUUCCUCUCCCUGCAAAGGCUUUGCGGAGGCAACGUGGAAGGCUACCUUCAGGCCGUGGAUCGUGCCUUUGGUGUCCUCGGGCUAAGACUCCAGGACAUGCUAGUUGUUGGCUUGGGAAUAGAUGGCUCAAACAUUUCCUCUAGUCUGAGGGCAAAUCUUUACGUAGCCAUUCGAAAGACAAUCCCUUGGGUGUUGUGUCUACCUGUGAUGAUCCAUCGUCCCCAUUUAGAGGUUCUGGAUGCCAUCAGUGGUAAGGAACUGUCUUGCUUGGAGGAUUUGGAGAACAAUUUGAAGCAACUGCUCAGUUUCUACCGGUAUUCUCCACGUAUGAUGGCUGAGCUGAGGUCUACAGCACCAACUCUCUCUGAGGAAGCCGAAUUUCUUGGGGAUAUAAGGGCUGUUCGUUGGAUCAUAGGGGAACCCAAUGUUCUCAAUGCCCUAAUUAAGGACUAUCUGGAGGUGGUUGCUCACUUGAAGAGCAUAAGCAGCCAAACCCAGAGAGGUGAUGCUGCUGCCAUCGCUCUGUCUCUCCUACAGUUCCUGUUGGACUAUCAGUCCGUGAAGCUGAUCUAUUUUCUGUUGGACAUCAUUGCUGUCUUUUCACGACUUGCUUUCAUCUUUCAGGGGGACUAUCUGUUGGCGUCACAGGUGGACGCAAAAAUUGAGGAUGCCAUUCAUGAGAUUGGCCAAUUGGUGGAUUCCCCAGGGGAGUACCUACAGGAGUUUGAAGACAACUUUCGAGAGAGUUUCAAUGGAGUGGACCUCAAGAACUUGCGGGUUGCCGAGUCCAAGUUUCAGUCCAUUCGAGAAAAGAUCUGUCAGCGAAGUCAAGGCAUCCUUGCCCAACGUUUUGAUCCACGCAGUCGCACAGUGGUCCAGGCUUGUCAGGUUCUUGACCUGGCCUCAUGGCCACUUAACAGGGAUGUUCUUGGCGCAUAUGGAGAGGAGGAGAUCCUUGUGAUUUUUGACCACCUGGAGACUAUUCCUUCAUCCGGACGUGAGCUCUCUCAAGAAAGAGUAGAUGCCAGAGGAAGCCUUGUGGUUGAAUGGAGGGAUCUGAAAGCUGAUUAUUGUAGUGUGAAUGGUUUUAAAGAAGUCGUCAGCCACAUCUUCAGAUACAAGCAACGUUUUCCUCUUCUCAAUCACAUCCUGCAGGUUGUCAGGGUCUUGCCAACGUCAACAACAUGCUGCGACAAAGGAAGAGGCUCGUUGCAAAAAGUGCGCCGAAAUAGCCGUUCCAGACUGACUCUGGAUCAGAUCAAUGAUCUGCUCACCUUGGCCAUUAAUGGACCGCCUAUUGGUAGCUUUGAUGGAAAGCGAGCAUUGGACAGCUGGUUUGAAGAGAAAUCUGGGAACAGCUAUUCGCUCUCAGCAGAGGUGCUGAGCAGAAUGUCCACCGCCGAACAAAAGUCUGUGUUGCACAAUAUGGAUAUAAAUGCAGAGUAUUAUCCUGAUAUUUGACUGAUCAGAGCCAAUUCCUCAGCCAAUAUGAUUCCAAAAAAGCCAUCUCAUUGGAAAAGGGCUGAUCGGGACUAUAAUGUGAUUGGCCAAGUAGUUUGACUCUGGCCCUGCUGCUAAAAUGGCCUAGAUCAGCAUCUUCUCUAAGAGUCGGUAUGAAUGCCUUUGCAGGUCGCAGGCACAUGAAACACUUUAAAAUGUUCAUGUAAAUGGUUGUGAUGUGUUGCUAUGUGUUUUUGUUCCAAAGAGAAACUAUUUUCUAGUUGUGAGGAUUGUUGCCGUUAGGUGAAUGUUCGACUGAACACCAUUUCAUCAGGCAUUGGUGAGUGAAGCCUCCUUUCAGUCUUUUGUAAUCUCUGAAAAUGUUACCUUCUUGCAAAAGCUGAUUUAACUAAAAACUUUCUGGAAAAACAGUUUUAUUAUUCUGUCUGCAAUAUAAUUCGAGCAAUCAUUCUGUAUUUGUAUGUAGACUUGUGUGUAUGGAAAUGAUCUAACAAAAAUGCUUAAUUUUUAUAGCAUGUUCUUUAUGCUGGUUAUCGGUAAUUGGAAUGGAAAUAGCCACUAUUUUGCCAUGCAGUAUAUUCCUAACAUUUUAUAUCUUAUUUUAGAUACUCUUUUAAGUCAGGGUUCCUCAAAUCUGGUCCUGGAGGGCAACUACCAUGUCGAGUUUAGUUCCAGCCCUAAUUAAACACACUUAAACAAGCUAAUCAAAGUCUUCAGAGUUGCUAGAAGAUUACAACAGGGUGAGUUUGAUCAGGGUUUGAGCUAAACUCUGCAGGACAGAUUUGAAUAAUCCAGCUUUAAGUUAACCAUUACGCUUAAGAUUACUUGUAAAAAUGGUUUGAAAACAUGUUGAUGUGCCAUAAUACUUUAUGCAAUUGGGCACCUGUAAUGUGCAGUUUACAUCCAAUCUGAUUUAAAGUAUAUAGCCUAAAUAUGCAAGGUUUGAAUUCUUUACCAAUUGUUCUUUUACCACAUGCUGGUGUUUGAUUUCUGGUACAUGUUCAAAUUAUAUUAUAGUUAAAUUUUCAUUUCGGUUUUACUCUAUUUUAUUCGGACACUGCAUCAAAGCAACACAUAUAUCAUAUGUUUACUUAUAUGCUGCAUAUAGGCGGCCUAAAUGGUCAAAUGUUUACUGAAAAUUUAAAUGAUGAACAGAAAACAUUUUAAGUAGUAAAAGCCCCAAAUAUGAUCACACUCUGACUUCAUCAGCCAUACUUUUCAUCCGAUUCAAAUGCUUGUGCAUGACGUCACCACUAGUAGGCGACACUGUACAACAAUUUACCUUUGGAAUUAUUUUUUAGACGUUAAGUACCUGAAAGAAUAGCUCUUUUUGAAUCAGUGUCAUACAAGAACAAAUCUUUUGUAUUUUUGAUUGUGUUAUUAUGUGCAUUCGUGUAAUUUAUCAGUGCAUGUCUUAUGGUCAGCAGCAUAUAUUUUUCACUGACUUUUAAUUAGUUAAUUUUGCCGUACUUGCCACUAAAUUCCAUCGAUUAUACCUGUGCAAUAUAUAUUUUACACUUAAAUUGUAUGUCCUUAAAAACAGGCAAGUUUAAAACUUACUAAUAAUUUUCCUUAAAGCAAAACUCUGGAAUUUAGAGUUUCCAAGUAUGAUCAAGCAUGUUUUGUAAGAUGCCUAUGGAUUUGCCCUUUUUAUUUUGUUCAAGAAAUUUCCAUAUUUUUCAUUCAUAACUAUAUUUAAAUAUAAUUUCUCAAAGUCCAAAAAAUGAGAGAUCUAUUAUUAAUUAAUUAUUAAAUUAAGGCUUUUAUAGUCAUAUUUGCAAUGUUGUAGUUAAAAUUAAACAUGAGUCAACAUGUCAAUUUAAUUCAUAUAACUGUUAAAGCGCCAUCGAUCAAUCUCAAACAUAUACAUGCAGUAUAAUAUGCUGCAUUCACGCCAUGUCUAAAUUACCGUAAUUUUGCGAUGACAACACGUGACGUUGUACAUGGAGCGGGGUCAGGUGGUACAGCGGUCACAUGGUACAAGUAGGAGUUGUAAUUAUGAGCUCUACGAGGAUGUGAACACUUUACAAGUUGAAAUUUUCGUAAUUACGGUAAUUACAAUAUGCCAUGAAUGCACCUAUAUUAAAUAGUAUUGAUUGUUCUCACUGUAUAGUACAAAAUCAAAAAGGAGCAGUUAAAUGCAGUGUUCUCUGAAGUUACAUUAACCUUUAACUAUCCACAUGCUCUAUUAAGACUGGACUACCUUCCAUGUGCUGCAGUGUUUUACAUAAAUAAAAUUUUCUAGAGUCAUUGAAACAGCUUGUCUUUAUUUUGAAAUAGAUUUACAUUCUGCAUGUCUGAAUGUAAUUCGCAUGUGUUUAAAGCCUCAGAAAGCUUGUAUUUUGGGGGUAACAUUUAGAUAAAUCCAUUUUUUAUUCUGUUUUAAUGAAUGUACAUUUUAAAAACUCUGCUUUACGCAAAAGAUUAUUCUCAUUUAAUAUGUCGAACUAUUAAGUUUCAAAGUAAUUAGCUUUUUUGUUAGCAUUUGUGAGCAAUUAAUGUCAUAGCAUACCCACAUCUGAACUCAUUUGGAGUAGCAAUAUGAUUGUGUAAAGGAUUAAUAAGUGAGCUGCCAAAAAUCAAAACGUUUUGUUUCAUUUAUGCAUGUAUGUGAAUGCUUUUGAAUGUUAGACUGUUACCUCACAGUGAGGUAUGCCAUCGAGUGAAUCUUCUCAUAUUGUGUUGGGAGCUAUACACCGUUGCUGUGUCAAAGCAAACGUUUGCUCAUCUUCAAUGGUGAAUUCUGAUCAAAUGAGCCAAAGUCAAGCCUGAUUUUGUUUCGUUGAGGCUUUAAUUUUUCUUUCAUCAAAUACUACGCCUACCAAAUGUAAAUGUUACGUCUAGAUUCAUAAUUUUGUACUUUUCGAUUUACAGUUGUCAUGUAAUCACAAUAAUGUUCAUUGUCCGUAUUAUGAAUUAUUAUGAAAUGUUUUUCAAACAAUUAUUGAUGAUCUGUUUUUAUGUGGGAGAGACUAGGUCUAAGGCUUAAGGAACAAAGUUACUUCUGAUUUCAAGUUUUUCAAAUGGAAUAAGUGAAUUGUAGCUUUAUAUUCUCAUUCUGUUUCUUUUUGCAGAGAAAUAUGUCAUUUGCUUAGAUUUAUACAUCAUACACACCUUCUUCCUGAAAAUAUAACACUGGAAACUCAAGAAUAUGAAUUACAUGUGAAAUGUAUGCCUAGAGAAUGUGUACAUGUAUUAUAGAAACCCACUUAAAAUGACAGCAUAUGGAAUCUAUAUUCAACAAAUAAUGGUUUAAUAAAGUUUUUUUUAUGUCA